AUGAUGAAAUAUUCCACAAAUCAAGUCAAUUACGCAGAUUUAUUGCCAAUUGAAACGAUCACCAUUUCUGAAAUAUCUACAUACAUAACGAAGUUUGAAAGUUCCAAGAAAGCAAAACUCAUUGAGGGAAGUAAAACUUCAGAUGAAGUGAAACGGAUCGUCAUCAAGUUGAACCAAUUAGAUAAGUUAUAG
Messenger RNA from Clunio marinus, 192 nucleotides. The record is from the annotation of a GenBank genome assembly. Lineage: Eukaryota; Metazoa; Arthropoda; Insecta; Diptera; Chironomidae.